UCAUUCUCUUCAUCUCUAGGGGUGAGACAGCUGCCGGAAGCUGAGAAAGCCACUCAAACGGUCCACUUCACCCUUCUGAUCGCCUGCGUGGUCGUCGCCUUCGCCCUGGGGGCUUUCCUCUCCAGCCUCCUGGUGACCUGCUACUGCAACCACGUCUUUCACAAGACCAAGAGGCUGAGCAAGGACCCCGAGGCCACGAUCCCCCACGCCCUGUCUCUCCGGAGCCUGGCUAAGCUCAACGGGCUUCUGGACGGACAAGCCAAGGACGAGAAGCUCGAGGUGUCCCCCCCCAAGCUCUACCACACCUUGAUCCCCAACGGGAAAGAACACGGGAAGGGAGACUUGAGGCAUCCCCCGGAGCUCUCGGGGCUGCCCACACCAGAGUCGACCCCAGAGCUUCCCAUCAAGAGCAUGAAGUCUUUCAAAAACCAGUGGGAGAAGAAUCAGAAUUGCAACAACGCCGCCAAGGAAAGGAUCCGCCCCCUUGCGCCCAGUUCCAGACCCACCUCCGGGGUGCCAGCUCAGGUCUUCCAGUUCCCCAACUCCCUGGUGCUCUCCGGGCACGGGAACGUUUUGGGAGGGCAGCUUCACCCGGAAGAACGCAAGAUCCCGAAUGCCGAACGGGUCAAAGCUCAGCCCUACCCCUGCUACCCACAGAAGAUGGUGGAGGUCAAUGCUUUGGACGAGCUUCUGAGGCACCUGCACGGGGUCAACGGCGCGGGAGGCUGCCCCGGGAAAAACGUGACCUCGACCAGCACCCCUCUGCCCCCCAACAACGGGCACCUCCCCUUUGCCAACAGGGUCCAGCCCCAAAUCCCCGACACGGAAUCCGCUCCCUACUACAGCUCCUCCACCCUCCCCAGGGACAGCCUGACCAGGAGGAUGGACGUCCCACCAGAUAUGCCUCCUCCACAGUCCACGUUGGAGAGAGCUUCCAGGCAUCCUUUGCAGAGACAGUCCCUGUGUUUGGUCCCCAACGUGGCCAGCGAGGGUAAGGUCUGCCGGCAGCACAGUUUUAACCCCAGAAGCGGUCCUCCCCCUCUGUUGGCGCGGAUGAACUCUGCCGGCAGUUCGGUGGAAAAUAACCAGCAGCCGCUGCACCCCAGUGGUUACCUGUCACGGCAACACAGCUACACCGGUCCGGCCACGGCGCUCCCCAGGGGCGGCAUGGUGAGGAGAGCAGCUUCGCUGAAGCCGGACGUGCCACCGAAACCCAUGUUCAUACCAGCUUCCUCACCAGCGGUCAACCCUUCGAAUCACUUCAACUAUUAGAUUUUCUCUGCGCUUCUCGUUGGAGAGGGGAUUUACUUAAAAUGAACGGAGAGAUUUUAAAAGGUGCUACCCCAGCCCACACAC
Molecule: messenger RNA, 1356 nt
Organism: Polyodon spathula (Mississippi paddlefish)
Lineage: Eukaryota; Metazoa; Chordata; Actinopteri; Acipenseriformes; Polyodontidae
Product: semaphorin-6D-like
Exons: 1
Source: RefSeq, a predicted model, not a curated record